Molecule: messenger RNA, 1377 nt
Organism: Priceomyces carsonii
Lineage: Eukaryota; Fungi; Ascomycota; Pichiomycetes; Serinales; Debaryomycetaceae
Gene: SOF1
Product: rRNA-processing protein
Exons: 1
Coding region: 1-1377 (458 amino acids)
Biological process (GO): maturation of SSU-rRNA from tricistronic rRNA transcript (SSU-rRNA, 5.8S rRNA, LSU-rRNA)
Cellular component (GO): small-subunit processome; nucleolus
Molecular function (GO): protein binding
Source: RefSeq, a predicted model, not a curated record
AUGAGGGUCAAAACUAUCAGUCGCUCAUCUGAUACGUAUGUUCCAGUCAGGAAUACUCAAGAGUCCUCCUUACCAAGAAAUUUAAAUCCAGCAUUACAUCCUUUUGAGAGAGCGAGAGAGUAUACAAAAGCAUUAACAGCAACGAAGAUGGAAAGAAUGUUUGCCCAGCCUUUUAUAGGUCAACUAGGUAAUGGUCACAGAGAUGGAGUAUAUUCUAUAGCUAAAAACUUUGAUUCUUUAAAUCAGAUAGCAACGGGAUCUGGUGAUGGAGUUAUUAAAUAUUGGAAUUUAACUUCAAGAGAAGAGACUGUGAGCUUCAAAGCACAUUAUGGUAUGGUUACAGGCUUGGUGGUGACACCUAAUUCAUCGCACAUGCUAUCAUGCGGUGAUGAUAAGACUGUCAAGCUUUGGUCGGUUGAUACUUCUGAAUUUAAUGAAAUAAUUGAUGAGCUGCAAGUGUAUAAAAAUGAGGGAUUAUCCAAAACCUAUUUAGGGGAGCAUGCAUUUAAUGGUGUGGAUCACCAUAGAAGUGAGAGUAUAUUUGUCACAGGAGGCGCUUCCAUACAAUUAUGGGAUAUAAAUAGAUCAAAGUAUAUUUCUGAUCUUAGUUGGGGUGCUGAUAAUGUCAACACUGUGAAGUUCAAUCAAACUGAAACCAAUAUUAUUGCAUCAGCUGGUUCUGACAACUCCAUAGUACUCUAUGAUACCAGAACCAACUCGCCGAUUCAAAAAGUCGUAACUGAAUUAAGGACUAACUGUUUGGCAUGGAACCCUAUGGAAGCGUUCAAUUUUGCAAGUGGUUGUGAAAACCACAAUGCAUAUUUCUGGGACAUGAGAAAUCUUUCUAGAUCUCUCAAUGUUUAUAAAGAUCACGUAUCUGCGGUCAUGGAUGUUGAUUUCAGUCCCACAGGUGAGGAAUUGGUUACAGGUUCAUAUGAUAAGACCAUAAGAAUCUUUAGAACUCGUGAAGGUCACUCUAGAGAUAUUUAUCAUACUAGUCGUAUGCAACAUGUCUUUGCAGUCAAGUUUUCUACAGACUCCAAAUACAUAAUAAGUGGUUCAGAUGAUGCUAAUGUUAGACUUUGGAGAGCAAAAGCGUCUGAAAGAUCUGGUGUUAAGUCUUCUAGACAAAGAAAUAAAUUGGAGUACGAUGAGGCUUUGAAAGAAAGGUAUAAGCAUUUGCCAGAGAUCAGGAGAAUCUCUAGGCAUCGUCACGUUCCGAAGGUUGUUAAAAAGGCUCAAGAAAUCAAGAGAACUGAAAUUGAAAGUCUCAAGCGCAGAGAGGACAACGAAAGAAGACACAGCAGACCAGGGUCAAAGCCUUACAAGUCAGAGAGGCAGUCGCAUAUUAGAGGUACUGCCUUGAAAGAGGAUUAG